AUGGAUUACUACAACCUUUUCAUCGCACUGAUCUUCCUUGCCACCUUCCUGCUUAUUAUCGUUACGGGCUACAUUGUCAAUCACCACUUUCGGCGCGACCGCAAGCCUCAAGUCGAUAUCGAAAACGAUCCGCCCGAGCAUCAACGAUCCCGUCCGGCGACCGUGCGGGAGCACUACGAUGAAGAACAGCGGCUCUCACACCUUACGACUGUUGCGCCAUCGAUCGAGCUGCUGCCAGGGAUAAGGACGAGCAAGAGUAGUGACCGCGCGGAGGACUGGUUGGAGCGGAGGGAUAGCAGGAUAAUGGAGGGCGAUCCGGACCCAUACAAGACGCCUCCAGGGAGAGAUGGAAAUGCGUCAAAGCGCAAGUGGAGGGAUCAGAAGGAUGUUGCCAAGACCUCUGAAGACGAAAAGGGAUCAAAGGCGAAAGAGAGGAAGACUUUGGACGACAGAGUGGAGGACGAAGAUGGACGUACCGGGGCGAAAAAGUGA
Molecule: messenger RNA, 492 nt
Organism: Parastagonospora nodorum SN15
Lineage: Eukaryota; Fungi; Ascomycota; Dothideomycetes; Pleosporales; Phaeosphaeriaceae
Exons: 1
Coding region: 1-492 (163 amino acids)
Source: RefSeq, a predicted model, not a curated record